AUGUUGUCCAACAACAGAAUUCUAAAACACUUCAAUCGUCAUCUCGGCAUAGCAUUCGCAGUCAUAGCCGUCUCGACGUUCAACUACGGUUUCGACAAUGCAGCCUACAACAACACCCAAGCCAUGGAAGCAUUCCAGACCCAAUUCGGCGAAUGGGAUGCCGACGCUGGCAAGUACAGUAUCCCUCCUUCGUGGCUGUCCCUGUUCAACAGUUUAAACUAUAUCGGUUUCGGUGCUGGUGUUAUCAUUGGCAGUCUUGUCAGUGAGCGCUGGGGGAGACGAUGGUGUAUGUUUGGUAUGAGUGCUUGGGCUUUGGUGCCUGCUGUUAUGGCUGUGACUUCUGUCACCAAGGAUCAGAUCAUGGCCACCAGAAUCCUCAACUAUAUCUAUAUUGGUAUGGAACUCGCUGUCGUCCCUGUUUACCAAUCCGAGAUUAUGCCUCGCGAAAUUCGUGGAUUUGCUGUUGGCUCGUACCAGUUCAGCUUGAUGUCUGGUACUCUCAUUGUCGCGUGUGUCUGCAGAGGCACAAGCACUCUAUCCGGCAACCUCUCAUUCCGUAUCCCCUUCGGCCUCUUCUUUAUCGUUCCAGUCUUUGUCAUGUGCGCCAUCUUCUUCAUUCCAGAGUCUCCACGAUGGUUACUCACCAAAGAUCGAACCGAAGAAGCACGAGCAGCCCUCGGCAAACUCCGAGAAGGAAAACAAACCGAAGCCGAAAUCGACGAGCAAUUCGCCACGCUCCAAUAUGCGUUGGAACAUGAACCAGAGCAGGGAAACUACUUUGAGCUAUUCCAAGGAAAGAACCUCAAACGAACAGCCAUCGUUGUCGCCAUAAACUUUUUCCAGCAAGCCACCGGUCAAGCGUUUGCCUCUACAUAUGGAGCUAUUUUUAUCCGCGACAUUGGAACCGUUAAUCCGUUUACCAUGACUAUUGUCAAUGCCAUCGUCAACCUCUGUUCUGCGUUUGCUGGUCUGUACCUUGUUGAUCGAGCUGGACGACGCCCUCUAUUAUUGACUAGUGCAGGAUGGAUGUUCGCAGCAAUCAUAACGAUGGGCGCCCUAGGAACAGUACCAAACCCCUCAUUCGGCGUCAAAUCCGGCAUCGUAGCCAUGCUCACGCUCUUCGGCUCCGGCUUCACGUUUGCAUUUGCACCACUCAACUAUGUCAUCACGACCGAGAUUCCAGCUCUCCGUCUCCGUGACGCAUCGCAGCGAACAGCCUCCAUCGUCAACGUGGCAGCCAAUUUUCUUGUUAGCUUCAGCAUUCCUUAUAUGCUGUACGAUCAGUACGGUGGCCUGGGAUCCAAGGUUGGGUUUGUCUUUGCUGGGAUUCUUGCGUUGGCUAUUGUUUUUGUGGUGUUUUGCGUUCCUGAGUGUAAGGGGAAGUCACUUGAGCAAAUUGAUCGUAUGUUUAAUGAGGGUAUUGCGCUUCGCAAGUUUGGCAAGUAUAAGCCUGAGGAUAUAGCAGGCGAUGUGGAGGAAACAGUAGUCAAGGGCGAAAAGUGA
Messenger RNA from Fusarium coffeatum, 1503 nucleotides. RefSeq lists its product as uncharacterized. NCBI's taxonomy places the organism in Eukaryota, Fungi, Ascomycota, Sordariomycetes, Hypocreales, Nectriaceae. The record is from RefSeq and is a predicted model, not a curated record. Gene Ontology annotation, biological process: carbohydrate transport; transmembrane transport. The coding region runs from base 1 to 1503 and encodes 500 amino acids. The transcript has 5 exons. Gene Ontology annotation, molecular function: carbohydrate:proton symporter activity. Gene Ontology annotation, cellular component: membrane.